This is a messenger RNA of Tricharina praecox, 903 nucleotides long. RefSeq lists its product as uncharacterized. The record is from RefSeq and is a predicted model, not a curated record. NCBI's taxonomy places the organism in Eukaryota, Fungi, Ascomycota, Pezizomycetes, Pezizales, Pyronemataceae. The transcript has a single exon. The coding region runs from base 240 to 779 and encodes 179 amino acids.
GUACACUACUCGCGCUAAGGAUCGCCCCCUUCAAGCCACCGUACGAACCAAGACGUACCACCAACCAGCGCGCGGAGUCGAUAUAGUUAUCCGUCUCGUCACAUAUACCCGUCUGACGACUCCUCUCGUCGUAGUGUUUAUAUAACCUUCUGCUUGUGCCCACCUCCCCGCAAAACCCCAACAUCCCCAGCAGUACCGUAGACGACGACAGCUCUCGCGCAACCCCCCACCCACCCAAUAUGUCAUCCACUCUCGUCAAGCGUUUGGCUCUCGAGACACAACCCCUCAGCAAGAGUGCCAUAGGAGCCAUCGCCGGAGCGGCGGUCUUCCUCGUCCUCUUCUUUAUCGGCAUCGGUGUCUUCCUGUGGUUUUAUAUCAAGUCGUCGAAAGUACCAGGCACGCCGCAUGUUGGCUCGUUCGACGAUUCCAAGGUCGACCUCGAAGCAGGCGCGAACGAGAAAUCGUUCGUGCCUUCAACCCCGUCUUCGCUCGUGCCUUCGACUCCGUCCUCGCUCGUGCCGUCGACGAUCGUCCCGCCUUCACCGGCCCCCGCGCCGGCGAAGCCGAUGCCCGCCCAUCUCAAUCUCGUCGACGAGACACCGGAGUCCGCCAGUGCCAACAGAAAUACCAUAAGCACCACUGUCCCGCCGACGUCGUCCCGGAAAAGCCGACUGCAGGUUGACAGCCAGAAAGCGGCCGGAUACGACUGGAACCGAACCAGCACCGUCAGCAGCAGCAGCCUUGAAAUCCCUCCUACGCCAGGAAAGGACUUUGUUUAGGGCUGGCAUACCGACCUACAUACGGCAUACAUAGUGCACAUGUUUUUGCUUGGGGGUUUUUGGGUACCUUUGUUGAUUUUGCGGGAGUUGUACGGAUAUCGGAUGUUGCGACAAGCCGGGGUUC